This is a messenger RNA of Rhea pennata, 2200 nucleotides long. RefSeq names its product ETS variant transcription factor 6 (gene ETV6). Gene Ontology annotation, biological process: regulation of transcription by RNA polymerase II; cell differentiation. The transcript is spliced from 8 exons. Gene Ontology annotation, cellular component: nucleus. NCBI's taxonomy places the organism in Eukaryota, Metazoa, Chordata, Aves, Rheiformes, Rheidae. The record is from RefSeq and is a predicted model, not a curated record. Bases 500 to 1855 code for a protein of 451 amino acids. Gene Ontology annotation, molecular function: DNA-binding transcription factor activity, RNA polymerase II-specific; sequence-specific DNA binding.
CCUUCCUGGCAGGAAGGAGCAGCCGGGCGGGGCGCGGGGCCGGCGGCGGCAUCAGCAGCGCCCGCCCCAUCCCACCGCCUAGCGCCCCUGUCCCUGUCCCCGCCCCGCCCCGCCGCGGCGCGCGCGCACACGCACACGCACACGCACAGAGAGACACCUCAUACACACACACACGCACGGACACACACGCACGCACGGACACACGCGCGCACACGCACUCACGUGGGGGAGGAGGGGAGCGAGCGCCCCCCCGAAGAGCGGCGGCGGCGAAACUCUGCCGCCAGGGCGCCUCCCCCCGCAGCUGCGGGCCGGGCCGGGCCGGGCCGGCGGGGCCAUGGUGGCAGGAACUUCCCGGUGAAGGGUGACCCGCGGCCGCGGCGGAGCUCAGCGCCGGGAGCCGAAAGUGGGGCGAAACCCCCCAGAACUUCCUCGUCGCCCUCUGACCCCCCACUCCUUGCGCGCUCUCCGUCUGCUUAUUUUUAUUUUUCUUUCCUGAGACAUGUCUGAGGCUCCUGCUCAGUGUUGCAUCAAGCAGGAAAGAAUUUCGUACACACCUCCAGCGAGCCCAGUACCAAAUUACACUUCUUCGUCACCGCUACAUGUCCCAGUGCCUCGAACGAUCAGGAUGGAGGAAGAUGCAAUCCGCCUGCCGGCGCACCUGCGUCUGCAGCCCAUUUACUGGAGCCGGGAUGAUGUGGCACAGUGGCUCAGAUGGGCAGAGAAAGAGUUUUCCUUGAGGCCGAUUGAGAGCAACACUUUUGAGAUGAAUGGCAAGGCUCUGCUGCUCCUGACCAAAGAGGACUUUCGAUACAGGUCUCCUCAUUCAGGUGAUGUUCUGUAUGAACUCCUUCAGCAUAUCUUGAAACAAAGGAAAGCUCGUAUGCUGUUCCCGCCUUUCUUCCACCCUGGGAACUCUAUUCAUGCUCAGCCAGAGGUCAUAUUACACCAGAAUCAUGACGAAGAUACCUUUGUCCAGAGACCUUCAAGACCAUCCACAGAAACAGUCCACCACAAUACCCCAACCAUUGAACUGUUGCAUCGUUCUAGAUCACCUGUCACCAACAACCACCGUCCAUCACCAGAUCCCGAUCAGCGGCCACUGAAAUCCCCUAUGGACAGCACUAUCCGUCGCCUCUCCCCAGCUGACAGGGUGCCAGGGACAAGGCAUCAGCAAGAGAACAACCACCAGGAGCCCUAUCCUCUGUCAGUGUCCCCAAUAGAAAACAACCAUUGCCCCCCUCCUUCUGAAGUGCUCCAGAAGCCCUCCAGCCCUCGCCAGGAGAACACCAGGGUGAUCCAGCUUAUGCCCAGCCCUAUCAUGCAUCCUUUGAUACUGAAUCCCAGGCACUCCGAUUUCAAACCAUCAAGAUUGUCUGAUGAUGGGCUGCACAGGGAGGUAAAACCAAUCAACCUGUCCCACCGGGAAGAGUUAGCUUAUAUGAACCACAUCAUGGUGUCUGUCUCCCCUCCUGAAGAUCAUGCAAUGCCAAUUGGAAGAAUAGCAGACUGUAGGUUGCUUUGGGAUUAUGUUUAUCAGCUGCUUUCUGACAGCCGGUACGAAAAUUUCAUCCGAUGGGAAGAUAAGGAAUCCAAAAUAUUUCGGAUAGUGGAUCCCAACGGGCUGGCCCGGCUGUGGGGAAACCACAAGAACAGAACAAAUAUGACUUAUGAGAAAAUGUCCAGAGCCCUACGCCACUACUACAAACUAAAUAUUAUCCGGAAGGAGCCAGGACAAAGGCUUUUGUUCAGGUUCAUGAAGACCCCAGAUGAGAUUAUGAGUGGCCGAACAGACCGUCUUGAGCACCUUGAAUCCCAGGAACUGGAUGAACAAAUAUACCAGGAAGAUGAGUGCUGAAGAGAAGUGGUGCACCACCUCUCUGGGUCCAUGGGAGAAACAUCUGCCUGGAUGGCCAGUAUGAUUUGGGAGGGGAAGCAACACAUAGAGCAGAACUUGGGGUCGCCACUUAGCUUGAAGACCAUGCAGGACCUGAAGCACCUUAACAAAACAAAGUAACAGGCAGAAGUGGUGCUGGCAGCAAAGGGGAGAAAGCCUGGACUUAUGCACUACUUCACUGUUCCUACAGAGUCUCCCUUGAGUUCUUUCUUUAUUUUUGGUUUGUUUCAGUUUGGGGAGGUGUUCCCCCCCCCCUUAAUAAACAUGCAGUUUGACUUUCCUUAUCUCAUAUCUCACAUAGGACAA